UACUGUACAUCUGCCUCUUUCAAGUUAACCACCUCCAUGUGUUCCCUCACCACAUCCCUAAACUUCCUCCUUGAUUCCUCUUUGCCACCUGCCUGGGGGCUCCAUCCUCAGCAUUCUUCUAUCAAUAUAUCACAUGUCCCUCCUCUGCACAUAACCAUCUCAAUCUAGCCUCCCUCACCUUGCCGCCAAAACGUCCUACAUGUGGAUCUGGAGGAAUCUUCAUCACUCCUAGUGAAAAUCUCAGUAUCUUUAACUCUGCUACCUCCAGCUCCGCCUCCUGUCUUUUAGUCAGUGCCACUGUCUCUAAACCAUACAACACAGCAGAUCUCACCACCAUCCUAUAAACUUUUCCUUUCACUCUUGCAGACACCUUUCUAUCACAAAUCACUCUCGUCACUCUUCUCCCCCCACUCCACCCUGCCUGCACUCUUCCAUUCUUUUAAACACUUUAUUACUUUGCACUGUUGAACCCAGGUGCUUAAACUCAUCCAUCUUACUGCCCUCACACUGUCCUCGUACAUGUCCUGCACAUACCCUCACACUUCUCUGCCACAACAGACUUCCUCAUACAAUACCGCAAUUCCUCUCUCCACCUUGUUGUACACUUUUCUAGAUCCACAAACCUACAGUGCAACUCCUAACGUUCUCUCUACUUCUCCAUUAACAUUCUCAAAGCAAAUAUUGCAUCUGUAGUGCUCUUCCUUGAAAUAAAACCAUACUGUUGCUCAAAGAUGGUCACCUCUCAGCCUGGCUUCCACUAUUCUUUCCCACAACUUCAUAAUGAUCAUAAUGAUCAACUUUAUUCCCCUGUAUCUCCCUUAUUCUUAAAGAUCGGUACCAGCACACUUCUUUCUCCAUUCCGCAGGCAUCCUCUCACCUUCCAGAAUCUUGUUAAACAGUUGUUUUAAAAACUCCAGCCAUCUCUCAUACACAUCUUCAUGCUUCUACUGGUAUGCCAUCUGGUCCUACUGACUUUUCACUCUUCAUCCUCCUAAUAGCUGCUCUUACUUUCUCCUUACUAAUUCUUUCCACUUCCUGCACCAUCUCCACAUCAUCCAACCUUCUCGCUCUCUUAUUUUCCUAAUUUAUCAGUUUCUCAGAAUACUAUUUAAUGUGUAUCUCUCUAGGAAGCUUAAAUAGUAUGACAACAAAUGUUUUAAUGUUGAAAUGAGAUGAGCAUGUAAUGUUCAUUUUGCAUUUUGUUUUGCUCAAAGACUGCGCACACCCAAGGGUUGGACCGAUGCACCAAGAUCGAAUUUUGCUAUGAGCUGUGUACUAGUAUUUUAUACUUAAACUAGUAUUUUAUACUUAACACAAACUCAUCCCAACACACUCUCGUCAUUCGUUAACACAUUUCUAUCUGCAUCCUUUAUUGCUCUAACUUACAGCACAUCCUUCCCAUCUUGGUGACUCUGCCUUCCUAGCUGUCUUCCUUAUCACCUACAGUAGUUGCCCAAUCAUCCAUCUCCUCUUCGCACCACCAAGCCCAUGCCUGACCUCAUCCCUGAAUCACACACUACAGUCUGCAUUCUUCAGUUUCCACCAUCUUAUAAUUUUUUUCAGUGUUCACACUCUCCUCCUCUUAUUCAGAACCUCCAAAGCCAUCCUACAGACCACCAUUCAAUGCUGUCUAACUACACUGUCUCCUGGCAACAACUUACAGUCUCCAUUCUCUUUCAGGUUGCAUUUUCUGCAUAGAAUGUAUUCCAUCUGUGUACACCUUUCUCCUCUCUUAUACUUCACCCUAUGCUCCUCCUUCUUUUUAAAAUAACUCCCUUUAACAGUCAUAGUACCAGCAUUUAAAGUACCAAGACAUCUUCCUCCUCUCCUUCUUCUCCUUUGGCCAACUGUUGCCCAAGUUCCACCGGUACCCUGUUGGCUAACAAUAUCUGUGGUGGUUGUUGGUAACCCGGGCCUCGACCGACCAGGUAUGGAAUUUAGAGCUACUGAGAGGAACCAAUAAAGCACACUUUCUGGGGUCUGUUCAAAAGAACAGAAAACCAAACAACCAGGCAGCUAACUAUGUCAAGUGAAGAAAGAUUAUUCAGUGAGCAGGAAUUGUGUAGUGCACUUCUAGAGGUUUCACAACAGGGGGAGAUUCAAGCUACAGAGCUCCAGGAGCAACAGCAGAUCCUAAACUCAGUUCAGGAUACCCUAUCAAAGAUAGUAAAGAGCUACGACACUGUUUCCAGUAACAUAAAACUGAAGGAGCAACAAAUCCGCUGCAUCACUAAUGAGAUUAAACAAGUACAAAGGCAAAAUGAGAGACAACAAACAGAGAUACAAGUGAUCCAGAUGGAAAACAUGGAACUUAAGUACAGGAUAGAAGAGCAGUUAGAGAGAUCACAUUUCUAUCUGACGCAGUACAACACUUACCAUAAUAAAAUGGAGAGCUAUAAAAUGUCUUUCUCUGGAAUGAAGAGCCAAGCAGCUAUUCAUAAAGAGUUAAAGGAAAGAAGGGAAGAGGUAAAGAGACUUAAAGAGCACAGAGAGGAAUUGAAGGUGGACUUACAGAAUCCAGAGGGAAAUGCUAUGCAACGGGCUCAGAAACAAGUGGACAACUUUAAAGCUGUGAUACAUAACACUAAAGAACUUGUAAGAAGAAAAGGGAUACUACUGGAGAAAGAAAAAACUAACCAGUCACAACUCAAUAAGGAUAUAGCAAUUCACAACAGAAGAUGUGAGGCCAUUGUGAAACGGCUUUGUUGCCAGCUGAACAAGGCUCAUUCCAGUCAUGGUCAGCUAAGCAGUGACAUCAUCCAUAUAGAGAAAGAGUUAACCAACACUUACAAUCAAGGCAUGUCUGUGUGUAAGUAUAAAUGUCUUCUGUGCAAGCUCUUUUAGCUUUGUGUCUUUUUGGUGGGUUGAUUACUUUUAUCUUU
Molecule: messenger RNA, 2882 nt
Organism: Silurus meridionalis
Lineage: Eukaryota; Metazoa; Chordata; Actinopteri; Siluriformes; Siluridae
Product: coiled-coil domain-containing protein 122-like
Exons: 7
Coding region: 2023-2844 (273 amino acids)
Source: RefSeq, a predicted model, not a curated record